GCCAUGUUUCAGAUGCAGAACAUUUAGUUUUUGAGCGCUUUGGAAAUAUUGCUGUUUAAAUUUUGAAAAGCAUUGUUUCAAAGUGUUUACUAGUAUAUAUAUAAUUGGACUGCUUAGAUAAAUUAAAACAUAAGUUAUAGAAAGAGCAUCGAAACACGAGGCUAUCUGAUUUGUACAAGGGGGCGUAGCCCCCAAGUAUUAAUCAGAUUGCCGAGUGUUUUGAUGUUCUUUCUCUUUUGUAUCAUAGUCAAACAAAAAAACACAUUCCCUGUCGUCACAAUAUGAAACCCCAGAGAAAAGUAACCAAUCAACGAGCAUCUGAAUAUGAUAUUUCUAUCGCUUUCCCUUUCCCUGUGUACAAGAAUGUUGGUCAGCACGUGUACUUGUGCACCUUGGGGUUUGCUUGAGGAUUUAUUCGGUAUUUGUAAAAUUCUUGCCCUUUACUUAGUAAAAGAUUUUUAGUUUACAACUUUUGGCACAUGUAGCCCCAAAAAUAUUUGACCUAGAGUCAUAAGAUUGACAAAACAGUGGAGUGUGGGGGCACCCGUGUCCUAUGGACACAAUUUCUAGUUUUACUCUAGCACACAUUUUUAGGUGUUUAGUUUGCUAUAAAUAGCACUUCAUUUCACAAGAACAAUAUUAAGCAAUUAGUUACUUUCAUUCUCUUUUCUUUUCAUAAUACCUGCAUGCUUAAGAAACCUUUUCGAGGGCAUUCGUCACUUAUGUCACAGUUCUUGUUUUUCAAAUGAUGAUUGUAGAAUAGAUCUUUUGUAACUUACACCAACUGGCAAGUUUCAAUAUUUGGCAAUGUUAUAAAGUUGGGGAAGGUAAAAUGGCUGUGAUGGUUGGAUGCAGUUACCAUUUUGCACCCCAGUUAGCAUACUAAGAAAUGACACCUUCAGCUGCCCAUUUUGUACACAUGAACAGCCGUACUGAACAUAUGUUAUAAAAUUUAGUUGAACUAAAUUCCCACUAUGGGACAAGCAUCAGGACGGGAGAUUAGUCAAACUAAACCAAAAAAAGUAUGUACAGAAGAUAAUAAUAAGGAAUAUGAGUGGGCUGAUGGUAUAUUACCAUUGACAGAAGUACCAGACGAUGUCCUUGCAGAAGUAUUGAAGCGGGUACCAGCUAGAGAUAUAGUUAAAUCAUGUGUUUUUGUUUGUAAACAAUGGAAUAAUGUGAUCAAUACCCAGACAUUCUGGAAAGAGUUAUGUAUAAAAGAUAAUGGGUAUCCAGAAAAACUGUUCCAUGUUUUAGUGGAUGAAGAUUUUAAAAAACUAUACUUCAAAAGACCAUAUUACACAAACUUGAUAAAGAACCCAGAUGCUAGGGAUGACUUUGAUCAUUGGAAAAUUCAUCAUAGUGGUGGAGAUAAAUGGAAAGUAGAAUUACCUGUUGGGUGUAAUCCUUUGGAAGAAUAUACUGGGACAGAACAAUCAAAAGGUACUAGAUGCUGGGUUACAUCUUACUCUGAAUGCAGCAAGUCUCAGACAAUAGACUUGAUAGAGAGGGGAUGUAGUGAGCAUGUAUUAGAUGAUUUACGGCCAGAUAUACAUGUGUCUGAAUGGUAUGCGGCCAGGUUUGACUGUGGUAUAGAGUAUUGUAUCAAAGUAGAGCUGUUGAAAAAUGACAGGACAGCUGUAAAGGAGUGGACAUUUGAUGAUUCACAACCUGCUGGUCGGGAAUGGUUUAAGGCAGAACAUACAUUUACUGACUAUGAUCCAGGUGUGAGGUAUAUCAAAUACUAUCAUCGAGGUAAAGAUACUCAGUUCUGGGCUGGUUGGUAUGGUGCAAAGAUCACACUGUCUUCUGUUAUACUGGAACCGAAACUUAACUCAACAUAAUAACUCUGAAGAGCGUUCGGACAUUCAUGUAUAUAUAUAUGUAUAUAUUUAGCUGAAGACUAGACUUAUCAUUUAUAUAUUAUGUACCUUAACCAAUAUUACAUAUCUAAAUACACCUGUUAAAACCGAUUAAUUCUUGUGAGUGAUAAAGUUCUUUAUUUGAAUCAAGUUGACCUUUGGUUAUAUAUCAACUUAUCUUGUUGGUUAACAGUUUAUUUUUUAGACUUCUUAUUGGAUUAUUUUAAAUUUGUAUUAUGCAUUUGAUAUGUUGUUAAGUUACCUAUAUAUAGGUAAUUAUUAUGUAUUUGAUAUGUUGUUAAGUUUCCUAUAUAUAGGUAAUUAUUAUGCAUUUGAUAUGUUGUUAAGUUUCCUAUAUAUAAGUAAUUCUUCUUUUGCUUGUCAUUCUGUUACUUAUUUUGUAGUUGUGAUCAUGUUUUUUGCCCACCCACCCUGGCCCGUUUGGUUUUGCAAUAAGUUCUAUUGCAUUUAGUUAUAUUAGUACUGUGUUUUGGUAAAUAUUUAUAAUGAUUAAUACUUUUUUGUGGAUUGAUAAGUCUACCAUUCUAUAGUUUAUUAAUAAUGACCAAUUUUGCAGUUAUCUAGUGAUAAUUUGUGAUCAUUUAUUAACCUAAUUAAAUAUUAUUAGUUUUCUUUGUUAACUUUUUAAUGAACAAUAAUUUUAAUGUUGCAAUUAUAUAGUUAUAUAUACCACUGAUACAACUGAUAUUAUGUGGGGUAGUGUAAUGCAUUUUUCACUUACAAACUUGCUUGCAUGAUUUCAGUCGGCCAUUUUCCCUAGCCAUGUAAGAUAACUCCCUGUUUCCCUGUCUAAAAUUCCACCAAAUUAUUCCCCUUUCAAAUGAACUCAAAGAAGGGACAUUUUAAAAAGACUUUGUAUUUAUUUAUUCGAUUUUUUGUUCAGAAACGGACAAUUUUUUCUUUACCUUUGUUUAAUUUGCUUUCUAUCUAUAUAUGGUUCCUAUGGUAAACAUAUGAGUUUUGAUGGUAAACAAAUGAAUUUUCUGAACUGAAAGUAAUCUAACACACAGCGUUGCUGUUAUCACAUGUAAACAAUACAUUAAAUCGGUAAGAAUAUUGAGAUGUUUGUUUUUCAAAUGGAAAAUAUUAAUAUGGAAAACAGCUAUGUGUAGUUUAUGUGUAUUGUUUUAAUGUGUUUGUCUGAUAUUUUAGUUGUAAAAGCCAUGUACACUUAGUGUAGCUUCAUAGCAACCGAGUUUAAAACGUGAGCGGUAACUGAACGAGAUAUUGCAAAGCGCAUGCUCGUGCACUGACUUCCGCUCUAUCGAAAUACUGCAUAUACGUAUAGCGAAAGUUCGUAAGUGCUUUUUAACCAAGUUUUCAAUUAUGAAAAUCCUGGUUAUAAGAUAUGUGAAGGGUAGGUGGGUACUGUUAAACAGGUGGUUUCCAGUCAAUAACUUGAGUUAAGAAUAAAAUAUGUGGAGACCUCACACAAGAUUGCUAUUGAGGGCCCUAGGGUCAAGAUGACUGUUACUAAAAUUAGAAAAGAGGUAUUGUAAUCAAACUUUGUUUAUACGGAGCUAAUAUUUGACAUUGCUUGGGUAUGCAUUUGUGACUACUACUGUCAAGGUCGCUGUUACUAAAAGUAGAAAACGGUUUUCAAUAACUAGAGUUAGGAGUGACAAUAAUUAGAGUUAGGAGUGACUUAUUGUAAUAAUUAUAGUAAGGAUAUGGUAAGCUCAUGUAGAGAUCUUGUUAUGGAUUGCUUUUGGACCCGCUAGGGUCAAGGUCACUGUUACUAAAAAUAAAAAAAUGGUUUCAAACUAAUUAUUGUCACCCCCACCCCACACCCACUAUAAUAAUAAUCUUUGAAAAAAAACCUGCUAUAUGAUUAUUAAUUACCUUCCAGACAUGAUUAAAUUGUAGUAUGACUGAGAUCUGGAUCCAGAAAUUGAUCAUGUGACCAGGAAUUUUUUUCUAUAGUAAUAAUACUUCAGUUGCUCAAAUUGAAAUCAUGAAAAAUUUGAUUAUACAUUUAGACACAAGACUAUCCCAAAAUUGAUCAUGUUACCAAGAGAUUUACCUUUGAUAUGUUCUUGAUUGGUUUAUAUGCUAAUCUGGGUAAUACUUAUAAUUGUCACCACCCACCAGACAUCAUCAUCAUUGAUGCUUGGGUAAAUAUCUUCAUGGCUCAAAUUCUGUUUGUCUGAUAUAAGUAGGAUGUAACUUGCAAUAUUGCGCCAAUAUGGUUCAUUCCAGUGGCGAGGGUAAAUAAACAUGUUACCUGUUGUUAGUUUCUAGUUCUUUCUAGUAAAAUGUAGAAUUAAAAGAUGGUAUUUGGAUUAUGCAAUUAAAAAUGAUAAAAAAUUCAACCAUAAUGUAAAAUAUUUGCCUUUAGAAAAUCAAAUUUGAUAAAAUGUAGAAACGACUUAGCAUGAAGCUCAAAUGAUUCUGGUCCAUUGCAUAUCUGGGUAAAAAAAUCAAGUUCAAUCUUUGCUUGCCAAUCACUGCAACUGAUUAAAAAACCAAGAUUAAAAUUUUCCACAUAUUUUUAUCACUUAUGUUUCAUUUGUAUUCCAAAUCAAUCGAAAGUUUCUAGUAUGGUAAUAAUUGAAAACCUGGUUUUGUGGCAUUGCCAUAUACAUUUAUAUAUUUUGUAUUCUAUUUCUUAUAUAUCUGUUAAUAUUUUAAGAAUGUGUUAAUUGUAUUAUUCAUUAUUAUUACUAAGUGUUUUAUACUUAAUCAAAAUGCAAUACCUUAUUUAGACUUGUUAUGAAAUAAAUAUUUCAAAUUACAUGUACUUGAAACAGUUGUUCAUCUGAUAAGUUCUUUUGCAGACAUGAAUGAUAUCUCUCCCUUAAUCUAUUAGAUUUUGAUAAAACUUUAACAGAAUUGAUUUUAAUUUUUUGGUUAUACAGCCUUUAUUUAUCGUUUGAAGUCUUUCUUAUUUGGUAUGUAAAUAUCUUGGCUGAUACUAUAACAUUGGGGUGAAGAAGUGGUCAACUGGGUCAAGGUUAAGAGACUGACCUAAUGUGCAUUGAAUACAUGGACAAAUGUGCAUCACAUUCAGUGAUAUUCUUAUUUAGUUUUAGAGAUAAUGUAAUAAGAGUUCUGUAAUAUCCUCUGGAUAACACAAAUGUUGUUGCUUCUUUUCAUAAUUGAUUCAGUUAAAUGCUAUAUUUUUGUCAUGAACAAAGUAUGUUAUCAUUAAAAACUAUAGCUCUUGUGUGCAAUUUAGAAUGUAUUUCUGUAUGUAAUGCACAGUGGUUUUAUUUUCUUAUUGAUUAGGGUCGCUAACUACCUCACAGUCAUGGCAGCCUCCUCAUACAGUUGAGGUGACCUAUAUAAAGUUAAUGGAACUUGAAACCCCAACUAAAAAUAUAAAAAAAACAUUGUUCAGUCAGUUGGGGAAAAAUAUUAAAGGAAUAUAGAUUCUACAUUUGUAUAUUUUGCAACUCAUUCUUCCAAUGUGGGACAUAAAUGUAAUAUUAAUGUGAUUUCUUAAUAUUGUGAUACAAAUAAAUUCCACUUUUUCAUUGUUUAUAAUCUGUUUUAAUACAAUAAAAUUAUAUUAUUGUUUAAACUAGAUUUGUUUAUUACUAUUUUAUAUAAUAUUCAACCAAUAUAACUACAAGUAAAAGAGUAUAGAGUUAUAGUGUUUUGCUGCCUGUAAACUUUAACACUGAUCAUAACUUUUUCAAUUCUUAUUAGACUGUCAUCAUACUUGGACACUACCCUUCAAAAAGGCUAGACUGAAUUUAACUUGUAAAUAAUCUUAACUAUAAAAUUUCAAACUCUUAACACAAAGUGACAUGUUAUGACAAAACUGACAUGUUGAAUAAUUUAUAUAUGACCUUCAAUGAAUGUAAAAGAUCGAGGCUAUUAAUUGGUGUAAAAAUGAAAUUUUAACAUUUUUGUUCAUACAGCCUCUAUUUUUAAAUUAAUGUCUAAAUUAUGUCAAAAUGGACAUACAUAGGGAGGUUAUUUAUUGACAGAAUGAUAUCUUUCAUAUUAGGAAGGAAGAUAAUUUGCAUGGUAGUCUUUCUUUGGAUUGAGUAAGUUGGUGGGUAAGGUCACAAAUGGUGCAAAUAAUAUAGAUUUCUACAUAUUUGCUUAUACAGUCUUUAAUUGUUACCAAUGUUUUUCAUAUUUGGCAGGAAGAUAAUUUGCAUGGUCUUCUUCCUUAGGAUUGAGUUAAGGGUCAAGGUCACCAGUGCUAAAAGAUUUUUACACCUUUCCCCAUACAGCCUUUAUUUAUUGACAGAUGUGUGAAAUAUUCGGUAUGAAGAUAUUUUGCAUGGUAUGUAUUCAUCCUUUGUACAGAGUUACUCUGGGGUCAGUUUGUCCAAGUCAAUAGAUUUUUUUACUUUUGGCCAUGCAUCCUUCAUAUGUCUUUCAUAUUUGAUAGGAAGAUAACUUGCAUGGUAUUCUUUCUUUAGAUUGAGUUAGGGUCAGUAGGUCAUGGAAUAGAUUCCUCCACAUUUGCUUAUACAGUGUAAAUUUACAGACUGAUGUUUUUCAUAUUUUGAAGGAACAUAUAGCAUUGAUCUUAUACAGCCUUUGUAAUAUUUUAACAAUAUCUCAUAUUUAGAAGGAACAUACCUUAAGUGGUCCUUUUAUUUUGGUUGGAGUUUGGAGUCUCAAGUUCUUGCAUUUAUAUAUGUAUACAUGUAUUUGAUAAAUAUUUAAUGGUAAGUUGAAUAUAAUUGAAAUUCAUCACGUUGGAAGAAAAAAUGUUAUUUUUUGUGGCGGUUCGGGGAGACGAAAAAGGGGGUUACGGGUACUGCCUGGCUCUUUCUCCUGGCCUGACUUGCUUGAAAGCAUGCAGGUUCAUUGUAUUAGUCUUUUGUAUUAGUCUUUUGGUGGGGUGCACUCCAGGGUAACGUUGGCACCCCCCUCCACCUCUAUGUAUGGAGGGGAGGCCCAGGGCAGGGCUACGUCCGGGACCCUAGUUUGCUCAGGAGUCAGAUGUAAUCUGGGCAGCCCGCUAACACCUGUCCACUUAAGGGUGUUUAACUUUCGGGACUGACACCAGGUGGUAAACCUUGGUCACUGACUUGCCAGUGUAAUAAGGCAGUCAGUAGUCUCCCCUGGGACUGGAAAAAAUUUAUGGGUUUUUGCACUAUUAUCAU
Molecule: messenger RNA, 6955 nt
Organism: Ruditapes philippinarum (Manila clam)
Lineage: Eukaryota; Metazoa; Mollusca; Bivalvia; Venerida; Veneridae
Product: F-box only protein 44-like
Exons: 6
Coding region: 975-1844 (289 amino acids)
Biological process (GO): SCF-dependent proteasomal ubiquitin-dependent protein catabolic process; glycoprotein catabolic process
Cellular component (GO): SCF ubiquitin ligase complex; cytoplasm
Molecular function (GO): ubiquitin protein ligase activity; protein binding
Source: RefSeq, a predicted model, not a curated record